Messenger RNA from Vitis riparia (riverbank grape), 427 nucleotides. RefSeq names its product MADS-box protein JOINTLESS-like. Bases 90 to 401 code for a protein of 103 amino acids. Gene Ontology annotation, molecular function: protein dimerization activity; RNA polymerase II cis-regulatory region sequence-specific DNA binding; DNA-binding transcription factor activity, RNA polymerase II-specific. The record is from RefSeq and is a predicted model, not a curated record. The transcript has 4 exons. NCBI's taxonomy places the organism in Eukaryota, Viridiplantae, Streptophyta, Magnoliopsida, Vitales, Vitaceae. Gene Ontology annotation, biological process: positive regulation of transcription by RNA polymerase II.
CCAAACAAUUGGUGUCUGGGAGUGUGGGGUUUGUGACCUGUCCACACAACUGGAAGCAACAUAGAAAGGGUUUGGUUGAAAAUUUUCGAAUGGCGCGGCAGAAGAUUGAGAUCAAGAAGAUCGACAACACAGCAGCAAGGCAAGUGACCUUCUCAAAGAGGAGAAGAGGGCUUUUUAAGAAAGCACAGGAGCUCUCAAUACUGUGUGAUGCCGAGAUAGCGCUUAUUGUCUUCUCAGCAGCAGGAAAGCUCUUUGAGUAUUCAAGCUCAAGUGUGAGCCAGGUGAUUGAAAGGCACAAUCAGCAUCCACAGACUCCAGAGAAACCAGAACCACCAUCUCUGGAGCUGCAGGCAAAUGAAAGGAGAAGAGCUCCAGGGAUUAAAAAUAGAAGAAUUGACUGAACUAGAGGAAUUACUUGAAGCUGUUC